Molecule: messenger RNA, 1006 nt
Organism: Paramecium sonneborni
Lineage: Eukaryota; Ciliophora; Oligohymenophorea; Peniculida; Parameciidae
Source: the annotation of a GenBank genome assembly
AUAUAAUUCAUGGGUACUCAAGCAAGUGCUUAAAGAUUAAAAGAUAGACAAAUCAAUCAAUAAUAAUCAGAUUAUUCAAUAAAAAUACCAUCUUAGUAAAGAUAUUUUUAAGAAUAGAUAAAUGCACAAUGAGGAAUAAUAAUAAUCUUUGGAGGAUCAUUAUUAAAAUUAAGUACUCAAACAUCUCUAUUAUUAGUUUUAUUUGAAGAAUCAUCCCUAUUAAUCAUAAAAGCGAUAUAUCUUAAAGGCCCUUAUAUUAUUUCUGAUAAGAUAAAUAAUAUUACUGACAAUCUUUAUAAAUUUUUGUUAAGAAGACUUAAUCACCCCCUAUUUUAAAAUUGAAUUAUUUGGAUUUGCAUUCUUAACAUACUAAUUGUUAGUUAUUUUGACUAGAUACCCAUUAUUUUAAAAUGUAAUUUAUUCAAUUUAUAUGUUAUCAGUCACCAUUAUCCUAUGCAAUAUUCAUUAUAACUUUGCUUAUUGAACCAUAUAUAUUGUACUGCUUAUAUGUUCAUAUCAAUAUUAUAGGUAUUAUUAUAUUUAUUAAUAAGACUCAAGUGUCAUUUUUUAUCUUUUGUUUAUGCGAUUUUUGAGUAGCUUUUUUUCUAUUAUUGCUCAAAUAAUAUAUCUUUGUUUUUCAAAUGUUGCUUUAAAUAUGAAAAGUAUUUAAUAAUAAUUAUCUAAGGGGCUUUAAUUUAUUAUGUAAUUGCUGCCUUUGCUUUUGGCAAAAUUGUGUUUUCAUAUUUUGACUCUCGUCUAGAUAUAGGCGCAAUGGUUGUAUUAAUGUUAUCAGUUUAAAUAAUAGCUUUAUCAGGAUUUUUGAUAAAUUUAGUGACAAAGUAAAUGUUGGAAGGAAGAGUAAAAUAUAAUUAUAAAUUGUAGUUUUAUAUUAAAAUAAAUUAAAUCUGUGGAAUAACAAAUGCUUAUUAAUUUGGUCUUUCCUUCCCAUGCAAUUUUUGAAUAGAUGAAAAUAUCAAUUUAAAAUGAAUAUUAAUAAAUAAUGAAC